Molecule: messenger RNA, 763 nt
Organism: Capsella rubella
Lineage: Eukaryota; Viridiplantae; Streptophyta; Magnoliopsida; Brassicales; Brassicaceae
Product: serine/threonine-protein phosphatase 5-like
Exons: 4
Coding region: 431-763 (110 amino acids)
Cellular component (GO): cytosol; nucleus
Molecular function (GO): protein serine/threonine phosphatase activity
Source: RefSeq, a predicted model, not a curated record
AAAUCAUUCGAUUCAGCUUGAAUCUUUUCAUUUUCUGGGUUAAGUUUUCGAUUCUUCAUCUUGUUCCAAUAUAGAAUCCAGUCGAUUAGAGAGCUAGGGUUUACAAUCCGAAGAAAAUGGAAGGGUUAGCUUCGUCUUUAGAGAUGGCAACGGGUCUUCGAGCAGCUAAGCUCACACAUCGUCGGUCUGAAUAGAAUCACUAGCCAUUUUUGGUGCUUGGGGACGCGAUAAAAGAGGAGAUUCAUGUAAUCAGAUAGAAGCUUGGUGAGACGAAAGAGAGCUUUGCAUCAACAACUUCGAAUGGUUAGACCAGCUUGGAGACCACAAAGAGGCUAACCUGAAAGUUGUGGUUUCCUUCACCUAGAUUGAGCCACAUUAUUCUGGUGCUAGGAUUGAGGGAGAAGAUGUUUCUUUGGAUUUUGUGAAAACGAUGAUGGAGGAUUUCAAGAACCAAAAAACAUUGCAUAAACGGUACGCAUAUCAAAUCGUCUUACAAACAAGACAAAUCUUGCUAGCACUGCCAUCUCUUAUUGACAUUAGCGUUCCGAAUGGCAAACAUAUCACCGUAUGUGGUGAUGUUCAUGGUCAGUUCUAUGAUCUACUAAAUAGCUUCGAGCUCAAUGGCCUUCCUUCUGAGGAGAAUCCAUACCUCUUCAAUGGUGACUUUGUGGAUAGAGGCUCAUUCUCUAUUGAGAUCAUUCUCACACUAUUUGCUUUCAAGUGCAUGUGCCCAUCAUGUAAGUUCUUUGAAUCCUUGCUAUAA